CUUCCACCACUUAGAAGUGGCAUGGCACUGCUGGCCGAUACCGGAGAUCCUGAAGAUGAGCCAUACGGUACAUUUUUAUUCCAGGCCGAAGUGUCUGUUCUUUUUCACGCUACCGCAAUUUACGUAGGCUUCCAGACUACUAUACAUAUUGGCAGUAUUCGGCAAACAGCAAUAAUAAGAGCAAUCGAGGAGCGUGAAAAAAUGGGUACCAAUGACAGCGCUUCAGUGUUGUUCCAAUUCGUCGGACAUCCUGAAUUUGUCCGGCCAGGUAUGCGUAUGCUGUUUCGCGAGGGCACAAGCAAAGGAAUUGGUGUGGUUACGAAAGUAUUUCCGCUCAACAAAUCCGCCGGAUAAAAUGUUGAAAGGAAUUACCUUUAAACUUAAAUCUCAUUUGACUUGCGAAUUAUUGAUAAAUUAAAUAA
This is a messenger RNA of Rhagoletis zephyria (snowberry fruit fly), 422 nucleotides long. RefSeq names its product GTP-binding protein 2. The record is from RefSeq and is a predicted model, not a curated record. Gene Ontology annotation, molecular function: translation elongation factor activity. Gene Ontology annotation, biological process: translational elongation. NCBI's taxonomy places the organism in Eukaryota, Metazoa, Arthropoda, Insecta, Diptera, Tephritidae.